AUGAUUGAGAGUGGAUUAGAAAUGCUCAAGACUCUUGAUGGCAUGUUUGCUAUUUCUAUCAGUUCAGCAGGGCAGAAUGGGCUGAUUGCGGUUACCAAAAUCACCAUGACUGGAGGAAGUGUGCGGGAUCAUUGUUUGACAAUGAUCGCAAACUUCAAACAAGCGGAUGACAAUGUGAUCAAAUUUGCUAAGGAGGUGAAAGUUGACCUACUUCUACAAUCACUUCCUGAAUACUUCAAUCAGUUCAAAAUAAAUUAUAGUAUGAACAAGAUGAAUAUGGAUCUUACUCACCUAAUGCACGAUCUUGAGAAUGCUGAACAGUCUCUGGUCAAGCAGUGGUUCAAACAUAGUUUGCCUAUCAGUCAAGGACAAAGAAUUUUAAAGCUUGGAAAUGGGGAGCUUGUGUCUGCACUAGCAGAAGGACAAGUUGUUUUAUCAUUUGAUAAUUUUUGA
Molecule: messenger RNA, 453 nt
Organism: Gastrolobium bilobum
Lineage: Eukaryota; Viridiplantae; Streptophyta; Magnoliopsida; Fabales; Fabaceae
Exons: 2
Coding region: 1-453 (150 amino acids)
Source: RefSeq, a predicted model, not a curated record